This is a messenger RNA of Nerophis lumbriciformis (worm pipefish), 1488 nucleotides long. NCBI's taxonomy places the organism in Eukaryota, Metazoa, Chordata, Actinopteri, Syngnathiformes, Syngnathidae. The record is from RefSeq and is a predicted model, not a curated record.
AUGCGGAGACUAGCGCUAGUUCUUCUGCCCUGUGCUCUCGCCGUACUGGUGCACUUGUGGUUGGUUCAACAACGGUGCUCAGCGCCGCUGGACAACGACACGCACUCGGAUGGGGUGGUACCAUCCUAUGAAGUUCUGGUGGGAGUGCUAUCAGCCAGGCAGCAUUACAAACUGCGACAAGCCAUAAGGGACACCUGGCUGGGCUAUCUGCACCAACACCCUCACUUCAAGCACAGAGUGGGGGUGAAGUUUAUUGUGGGCAAACAUGGGUGUCCCAUCCCUGAGGAGGACAGAGAAGAUCCUUACUCCUGCUCCCUACUCAACAUCACCGAGCCAGAGGCAGGACAGGAUGCUGAGAGAGAAAUUGUGAUGGUGAACGACCCUGCUGUGCUGGUCCCUGCUGAUGUGUCUGCUAUUGCCCUGGAUUUUAAAGUGCUCCAUCCGGUGGUGAUCACCAGGCUGGGAGUGUUUCCCCGAGGAACCCAGCCUGAACUUAAGAGCAAUGUGACUGUAAAGCUCCUGCAGCUGGAUCAGGAGGAGGCUGUAGUAACGGCUCGCUUCAACCCCAUCAGCACAGGGACCCUUGUAAGCGGAAUAUGGUACAAACCAGUGGAGCAGUUUAUCUUGCCCAAGGGCUUCGAGGGGACGCUAGUAUGGGAGAGUUCAGACUCUGAUGUACUGACCACAGUCAAUGCGUCCUGUGUGCAGCUUAACGAUGGAGGAGGCGUACUUAAGAUCACUUCUAUUGCAGAAGGAAUACUGCCCCAUCGAAGUGCACUUGGAUUUCCUGGCUUGGCCGGAGGAUUCACCUUUACCAUUUACGACCGGCGCAGUCUGUCUGAGCACCUGCGGGGCCGUCCAGCCAGGAUGGAGCAGCAUGCCUCGGGGCUAAGGCAGGAGAACGCCGCCUUGGAGCAAGAAAGCCUAAGGCACGGCGACAUGGUGUUCGUUGACGUAGUGGACACCUACAGGAACGUGCCUUCCAAACUGCUUCAGUUCUACAAAUGGUCAGUGGGAAACAUUGACUUCCGUUUGUUCCUGAAGACAGAUGACGAUUGUUAUAUUGAUGUGGACUCUGUACUAAUGAAGAUUGAGCACAAAGGACUCAAGCGCAGCAAUUUUUGGUGGGGAAAUUUCAGACAGAGCUGGGCAGUGGAUCGGAUUGGGAAGUGGCAAGAGCUGGAGUACGCCAGUCCCGCCUACCCGGCCUUUGCGUGCGGAUCUGGCUAUGUGGUGUCACGUGACUUGGUGCAGUGGCUCGCCAGUAAUUCGGAGAGUUUAAAGGCCUACCAGGGAGAAGAUGUGAGCAUGGGGAUAUGGAUGGCAGCUGUUGGACCACAGAAAUAUCAGGACCCCAGCUGGCUCUGCGAAAAAGAAUGCUACCUGGACAUGCUGUCGUCACCCCAGCACACAGCAGAGGAGCUACGUGUCCUGUGGGACAGGAAGAGGACAUGCGGUGACCCGUGCGGAUGUCCCUGGGGACUGUAA